AUGGAAGGGAACAUAAUAUUCGCAUUUUUAUUUCUUUACAUAGUUGGCUUUGCAGGUAGAUCUGGCCCGGGUUUCAAUCUAAUCGGAACCAGGGGAGUUUUCGGGAGUCCUAUAAGUAAUUACCCAAGAAGUUCACAAUUCUAUACUAAUGAUGAGGUUGGUAACUAUUAUCCAAAUCACGGAAUAAGAAAUGUCUAUCAGGAAAAUAUCGCACCGCAUAAAGAUGUUUAUGAAAUUUUUGUUUUUGAAGAUGAUUUGAAGAACUUUCGAAAUGGGCCCUAUAGAUAUCCUCCUCUAAGCAUUAUUUUUAACAAUGAACAAGGAAACAGAUUUAAUACAAAUCCAGUUGUAGAUCAUGAUUAUAUUUAUGGUGAUACUAGAAAUCAUAAUUUUUUUAAUUUACCUGAACCAUCUUUGAAACCCAACCAACUAAUACAACCAACAGAAUAUCAAGAACCUCAGCAUAUAAAAAAUGAACCUGAAAAAAAUUAUGAAAAUGUAACCACAGAACCAUCUGCAAUUUUAGGACUACCUAUACUCAUAUCGACGAGUGAAUCUAAUCCGGAUCGAGUGGUUUUUGCUACCAGUUCGGAAACACCAUCUCAAAAGCAAUGUAUUCAGGAUUGUGAGUCAUCUUCGGCUUAUAGCCCUGUAUGCGGUUCUAACAAUGUGACAUUUUUCAAUGAAGAAAAAUUCAUCUGUGCGCGGAAUUGUGGGAUUAAUAUUUAUAUUUUAAAACGAGGCGCAUGCACUUGA
This is a messenger RNA of Parnassius apollo (apollo), 756 nucleotides long. Lineage: Eukaryota; Metazoa; Arthropoda; Insecta; Lepidoptera; Papilionidae. The record is from the annotation of a GenBank genome assembly.